This is a messenger RNA of Heteronotia binoei (common prickly gecko), 1539 nucleotides long. RefSeq names its product zinc finger protein 709-like. NCBI's taxonomy places the organism in Eukaryota, Metazoa, Chordata, Lepidosauria, Squamata, Gekkonidae. Gene Ontology annotation, molecular function: RNA polymerase II cis-regulatory region sequence-specific DNA binding; DNA-binding transcription activator activity, RNA polymerase II-specific. The transcript is spliced from 2 exons. Gene Ontology annotation, biological process: regulation of transcription by RNA polymerase II. The annotation marks the transcript as partial. The record is from RefSeq and is a predicted model, not a curated record. Gene Ontology annotation, cellular component: nucleus.
UUCACGGAGGCAGAGUGGGCCCUGCUGGAUCCGGGACAAAGAGCUCUGUACAGGGAAGUCAUGCUGGAGAACUAUGGGAACGUGGCCAGAGAGGAGAAACCCUCUGAAUACUCAGGGACCAGAUGUAAAUUCAGACUCAGUAGUAAUAUUCAACAGCAUCAGAAAGCCCACACAGGGGAGAAACCUUUUGAAUGCUCAGAGUGUGGAAAGAGAUUCGGUCGGAGUGGCCAUCUUCAAAAGCAUCAGAGAACCCACACAGGAGAGAAGCCUUUUGCAUGCUCAGAGUGUGGGAAGAGAUUCAGUCAGAGUAGAAGUCUUCAAGAGCAUCAGAGAACCCACACAGGGGAGAAGCCUUUUGAAUGCUCAGAGUGUGGAAAGAGAUUCAGUCAGAGUGGCAAUCUUCAAUAUCAUCAGAGAACCCACACAGGGGAGAAGCCUUUUGAAUGCUCAGAGUGUGGGAAGAGAUUCAGUUGGAGUGGCCGUCUUCAAGAGCAUCAGAGAACCCACACAGGGGAGAAGCCUUUUGAAUGCUCAGAGUGUGGGAAGAGAUUCAGUUGGAGUCGCAGUCUUCAAAUGCAUCAGAGGACCCACACAGGGGAGAAGCCUUUUGAAUGCUCAGAGUGUGGAAAGAGAUUCAGUCAGAAUUGCAAUCUUCAGCAUCAUCAGAGGACCCACACGGGGGAGAAGCCGUUUGAGUGCUCAGAGUGUGGAAAGAGAUUCAGUCAGAAUUCCAAUCUUGAGCAGCAUCAGAGGACCCACACAGGGGAGAAGCCAUUUGAAUGCUCAGCGUGUGGAAAGAGAUUCAGUCAGAGUGGGAGUCUUCAAUAUCAUCAGAGAACCCACACAGGGGAGAAGCCUUUUGAAUGCUCAGAGUGUGGCAUGAGAUUUAGUACGAGUUUCAGUCUUCAAUAUCAUCAGAGAACCCACACAGGGAAGAAACCUUUUGCAUGUUCAGAGUGUGGAAAGACAUUCAUUCAUAGUGGCCAUCUUCAAAUGCAUCAGAGGACCCACACAGGGGAGAAGCCUUUUGAAUGCUCAGAGUGUGGGAAGAGAUUCAGUCGGAGUGGCAGUCUUCAAAGGCAUCAGAGAACCCACACAGGAGAGAAGCCUUUUGAAUGCUCAACGUGUGGAAAGAGAUUCAGUCAGAGUAGCAGUCUUCAAUAUCAUCAGAGAACCCACACAGGGGAGAAACCUUUUGAAUGCUCACGGUGUGGAAAGAGAUUUAGUACGAGUGGCAGUCUUCAAUAUCAUCAGAGAACCCACACAGGGGAGAAGCCUUUUGAAUGCUCAGCGUGUGGAAAGAGAUUUAGUACGAGUGGCAGUCUUCAAUAUCAUCAGAGAACCCACACAGGGGAAAAGCCUUUUGAAUGCUCAGAGUGUGGAAAGAGAUUUAGUACGAGUGGCAGUCUUCAAUAUCAUCAGAGAACCCACACAGGGGAGAAACCUUUUGAAUGCUCACGGUGUGGAAAGAGAUUCAGUCAGAAUCGCAAUCUUCAGCAUCAUCAGAGGACCCACACAGGGGAGAAGCCGUUUGAAUGA